Molecule: messenger RNA, 3283 nt
Organism: Frankliniella occidentalis (western flower thrips)
Lineage: Eukaryota; Metazoa; Arthropoda; Insecta; Thysanoptera; Thripidae
Exons: 5
Coding region: 845-3283 (812 amino acids)
Biological process (GO): protein phosphorylation
Molecular function (GO): ATP binding; protein serine/threonine kinase activity
Source: RefSeq, a predicted model, not a curated record
UGGUGGGGCCCGGCCCGGCCCAGCCCAGCCCAGCCCAGCCUCGCGCUCGGCUCGGCUCGCCCGCCCGCCCGGGCAGGGCCGCUAUUUGGACAGCACACAAUUCCUUUGGUCAGCCUGCUCCGCUCCGCCGUGCCGUCGCCAGUGUCGCGGCUGUCCCUGUCAGACGGCUUGGCCAAGCCGUAGUUGCCCCCAGGCCGACCGGCGGACCUGGCGGAUGGACACCGGCUAGCAAAGUGUUGCCACACCGAGCCCGGGCGAACCACCCCGCGUACCCCAGCCCGGCCUUGUCAGACCCCGCAGAGGCGAGAGUCAGCUCCAGCGGACUUCCCUCCAGCUUCUGCAGCUCCAGCGCCACGCCAGGCUGAGGCCGGGCCGGCCGCCCGGCCGAGGUCGUCGAGGCCGUCGCGGCCGUCAAUACCCCGACGCGCGCGGCGGGGCGGACACGAGACGAUUUGCAACACGCUCCUGCCCGCGAGAAAAGAAGAUGACUCCUCGUCGCCCCCUCGCUGCAAGGGCUGACAAGUAGACCGGCUGCCGCCCUAGCCUACCCCACCCCGCCCAACCCCGGCCCGGCGCUGGCAGCAACGACACUAUGAAUGAACCUGUGACGUAACGCGUUACGCGCCGACCAAAAUAUUUUCAAGUGAGUUGUGUCGGUGCCAUGCCGGGCUGGUGGGCCCGGGCGGGCCUGGUGGGGUACGCCUAAUGACGCCUAGCCGGGCCGGCGUGUCAACUCGAGAGCCGUCGCGCCGCCGGGCAGGAUCGUGGUGCGCGCCGCGGGAGGCGCCUCGUUGAGGCCCGGGCUCGCCGCGCCGCGCCCUGGGAGGACGCGGACGUCGUCUUGAUGCCGGACAAGCGGAGCUCCUCGGCUCCUCGGCACGAGCAUCCCCCCGGCAAGCCGGCCGCGCCCCUACAGCCCUCCGCCGGGGAGGCCGCCAUGACCGCGCCGCGGAGGACGCAGCCCGCGCAGCCGCCGGGGUCGGCGAGGGCCGAGGCCAAGCCGGCGGAGCCCAGGCGGCUGAGCAGGCCCCCGGCCCCCGCCGACUCCAUGGAGAGCGUCGUGCACAACCGGAGGCUCGCCCGCAAGGCCUCCGUCACCCGGGACGGCCCGCGACCCCACAAGAGGCCCACGCCCGAGCGCUCGCCGCGACCCACCUCGCCGCCGGCCAAAGGCGAGAAGGGUAAGAAAUCAGAGCCCACGGAGAGGAGGAGCGACGCGACCUCACGGCCGAGCUCGCCUCUUGCCGUUCUUGAAAUGGUGAAGGCCGUAGCGGAAGCCGUGACCAAACCUACGAAAUCCAACGACCAGGCGCCUGUUCGAGCCCCAACAACAGCGCCAUCCAGGCCCACCUCGCCGCCCCCUAGCGCAGAUCCUGGGAGGAGGAAGGCCACCCCGGGCACCACCGCCGACCUCCGUGACACGCGAGCCAAAUCUGUGGAGCGCAGGUCCGCGGACGUCGGCGGGCCGGCACCCAAGCCCAGCAGGGCUUCGGUGAGGAAGCUGGCAGUCGGAGCCCUGGAAGGCAACAUACCCGUCACGCCCCAGGGGACUCCGCAGGGUGGCGAGAAGGUGCGUCGGCUCCAGGCGUCGGCCACCCUGCCUAGCGCCGACCCUCCCGACGACAUGGCGGCGCCGUCGAGGCCCACCUCCCCGGUUGGCAGGUCCGUCGCGUCGGCUUUGCGGUCCACCCUCCGCAGGGUUGCCACGGUCCGCGCAAAGUCCCCACCGCAAGCGAAGUCCCCGGCCGCGGCUAAGUCUCAGCCCCUAGUAAAGCCGCCGCCACCACCGCCGCAGGAGAAUGGGUCAGUGCCAGAGGCCGCUUCGGCGAGCUCCGGAUCCCCGUCAGCCGCACCCACCCCGCCUUCUCCGCCAUCCACGCCCACGAGCGCGCCGACCACUGCACCCCUGGCUGCUGCCGCCACCGCGACGCUAGCCAGGAGGCUCACACUGACCAGGGAAGGGACGUGGGGCGACCUGAAGGCCCUGACGAGAACGGUGGCGAGCAGCGUGCUGGACCGAAGGCACGCCACCAAAACUCGAUCUAAAGACUUGUUGCCUGCCAUACAGGCGGGGGAGUCUACUGCCACCCCACCCACCACCACCAGCUCCACCACUACCACUGCCACCACCACAACUGCCGCUACCCCUAGUAGUGCAACAGGCACUCCCGACUCCGCCGGAACUCCGACCGCUGCCAGCGUCACUUCGAGCGCGCCCUCCGCCCUGAGGGCACUCACUAGGACGGUGACCAGCAGCGUGCUUGAAAGGAAAAAUGCCACCAGGUCCAAAUCCAAGGACCUCCUCGCCGCCAUCACUGCUGCAACGGAGUCCGUCCUUUUGCCAAGCAUAGGCGCCGCUUCUACCGGCAACAACGGCUCUUCCGCCAACCGGACACCGCCCGAACUUAACGUCAGCAAGAACCCCACGACCCCCGUGUCGCUCGCCACGUUGACCCCCACUGAGAGCCCCCGGAGUCCACCCCAGGCCGAGUCCAGCGCCCCGCAAGCUGCCCCGCCGGCCCGGCCCGCGGGCAAGGCUGACAAGGCCGUGUCCUCCAAGCGUUUCACCCUGAGGAUGCCGGGCAUGAAGCGGCCCGCUAGCCCGCCGCCGUCGGUCCAGGGCAAGCAGGCCACGGGGCCCGCAGGUCCGGCAGGACGUGGAGGACCCGCAGGGCUAGCAGGGCGUGCCGAGGGUGCGCUGCCCACCAGCCCCCCGCUACCACUGCCGGCCAAACAGGCCACGGGGCCCACCCAUCCCGCAGGUCCAGGAGGACGAGGAGGACCCGCGGGACCAGCAGGACUCGCAGGGCGUGCCGAGGGUGCGCUGUCCAACAGCGCGCCUGCGGUGGACGUCCUCCCUGACGUGAGUCCUGCAGAAGGUUCCGUGCCCGCGCAGGCUGGUGCGACUGCCACAGCUGCAGGUCCUGCCGGACCCGCCGGACGCGACACCUCCAAACGCUUCACCCUGAAGCUCUCUCCGGGCAGCAGUCGCAGCCCCAGCCCUGAGCGGGGGUUCAGGGAGCGCGCCCGUCAGGUAAGGAGUACCUGCAGUUCUCAUGGCGGGCCUAGAUGGGUCGCCGCUGAUGUGCAGGGUCGCGCCAUCCGGGGCCGCAGGGGUGCCAUACGUCACCAGAAGGUGCACGAAGUCAAGGGACAUCGCUUCGUCGCCAAAUUCUUCCGUCAACCUACAUUCUGUGCAUUUUGCAAGGACUUCCUAUGGGGCUUUGGGAAACAAGGAUACCAGUGUCAAUGUAAGUAUAGAGGCAGCUGCUCGCAGCGGUGA